Messenger RNA from Anguilla anguilla (European eel), 3021 nucleotides. RefSeq names its product toll-like receptor 1. Bases 194 to 2695 code for a protein of 833 amino acids. Gene Ontology annotation, cellular component: membrane. The transcript has 2 exons. NCBI's taxonomy places the organism in Eukaryota, Metazoa, Chordata, Actinopteri, Anguilliformes, Anguillidae. Gene Ontology annotation, molecular function: transmembrane signaling receptor activity; protein binding. Gene Ontology annotation, biological process: toll-like receptor signaling pathway; immune response; inflammatory response. The record is from RefSeq and is a predicted model, not a curated record.
UUUUGCAAGAUCUGUUGAUCAUGCUGACGGGAUUUCCACAAUACAGACACCUCACACACACAGUAUGGGCAGGGCGAUUGAGGAAGUACUCAACGUGAACAAAACUUUCGGACAGAACGCAAAUUAAAAUUCACCGCUGUGUUUCUCUGAGUUGGCAUCAUCUCAUCUCCAGGAGUAUCUAUUCCAUUUCAAGAUGUUUGCCAUUUCUUUGGAAACUGCCACCAAGUGUCUUCUGGUUUUGAUGGCCAGUACCAUGGUUGUGAAAAGCGAGGACACAGGAGUUGAAGAAUGCGUUACUUACAGACAGCAUAAAAGGGACCUGUCUUACUGCAAUCUCACCAAGGUGCCCUCCGAUCUACUGAAUGACACCACGUACCUGGAUCUCUCCCACAAUAACAUCUCAGGACUCCACAGAGGCGACCUUGCUGGGCUUCCCCACCUCUGCUUCCUGAAAAUCACCCACAAUGGACUGCGAUACAUUUCCCCAUCGGCCUUCACAGACAACAUCAAGGUCCUGAACAUCUCUCACAACUCCCUAAUGACCAUCCCAGUCUUGCCAUUGCCACAGCUUAGGAUUCUAGACAUAUCCGGCAACCUUUAUGACAGCUAUGCUCUUGGAAAAUCCUUUGAGAAUUUGUGGCAUCUUAGUUGCCUUUCACUUGGGAGUCCAAAUUCCCUAGUGGUAAAAGCCAAUGAUUUUGCACCUUUAAGAAACCAUUCAUUAAAAUGGCUGACCUUAGGUGGGGGCAACAAAUUGCAAAAUUAUGAAUCCGGUUCCUUUGCUCAGCUGAAGUCUCUACAAGUGGUAACACUCAAGCUGUCAUUUUGCCAGCGGUUUGAAAUGUUUAAGACCGUCCUGCUGGACUUGGACCAAAUUAAAACCAAGAAAAUAAAGCUGGUGAAGUUCCUUCCUCACUUCUGCAACGUGUCCAGCGAUCCGUUUGAGGCACUGAGCGAAAUGCCCUCCCUGAGGAACUUAGCAUUCGUGGACACCUGGAUCAACAGUUCCGUCAUGACAAUGCUGCUGAAGAAUGUGCUUCAGUCUCAGAUCCAAACGGUUGCAUUUGUGAACAUCAGCUAUAACCAGGACACACCCAAUGGCGUCCAGUUCUAUGGUUUCCCAGGGUAUAACGGCACGGCGAGCCUCAAAUCAGUCAUAUUCGAUGGGGUGCUCCACUAUCAGUACAACUAUCCGAAAAUCCACAUAAACGUUUCCUACUUCCCCUUCAUGAGUUACCUGAGGUUUUCCAACACGGGAAUGAACAUCUUGCCGUGCUACCUAAUGUCCGCUAUCCCAUCGCUGGAGACGCUGGACCUAUCGAACAACCUGCUGACGGACAGCGGGUUUUGGUGGCCCGCCUGUUCGUACACUAAGGUCUUCCCUGCCCUGAGGUGGCUCUCCCUGAGCCACAACAGGUUUCAGUCCUUAGCCUUCAUCUCCCGAAAGACCCAUGAGAUGAAGUUCCUGGAGUCACUGGACCUGAGCUUCAAUUCGAUCGUCUUGCAUGGCCAGAGGUGCUUCUGGCCGGCCCACCUGGCUGAGCUCAGCCUGAGCAACAACAACCUGGGCAACACGGUUUUCCGAUACCUGUCGCCCCACUUCCAAAGGAUCAAUUUGUCGAAGACGGGAAUAACCGCCAUAACCAGAGAGGCCCUCUCGGGCCUCCCAAGCCUGAGGCACCUGUACCUGAGUUUCAACAGCAUCCACACGCUUCCAGAUGAUCUCCAGGCUCUGAAUUUGCAAAGGCUUUACGUGAAUGAAAAUGCCAUUACUUCAAUCAGCCAGAGCUCCCUGUGGGGUCUGCCGGGACUGAACGUUCUGAAAGCGGGCGGCAAUCCAUUCAGCUGCAGCUGUGACUCUUACUGGUUCGUGACGGCUUUCAACAAAUCUCGGCUCCCUGAUUGGCCCGCGGGUUACACGUGCAGUAACCCUCCCUCCUUUGCGGGAAUGUCUCUGGAAGAGUAUAAGCCGGGUCUACUGACCUGUCAGCCUUUGCUCCAAGCCGUCACAGUGGUUAGCAUCGUUGUUGUAAUCGCUGCAGUCUCCGGUCUUACCUUCUAUGCCUGCGAUGGGGUCUGGUACACUAAGAUGCUGUGGGUUUGGAUAACGGUGAAACGAAGAGGUUACCAGGAGGCCAUCAGACUUCGGGAAGCCUCCUUUCGCUACCACGCCUUCAUUUCGUACAGCCAAAAGGACGCCCCGUGGGUGGACUCUAAGCUGGUCCCCAGCCUGGAGGGCGCUGGCCUGACCCUCUGCGUCCACGAGCGGGACUUCGUUCCUGGCGAAUGGAUCCUGGACAACAUCAUCAACUGCGUGGAGCAAAGCUACAAGACCUUAUUUGUGCUGUCCCGGAACUUCGUCCAGAGCAACUGGUGCACCUACGAGCUCUUCUUCGCCCAGCACCAGGCCCUCAGCGUCCGUCAGGACUCCCUGGUCUUCGUUCUGCUGGAGCCCAUCCCCGCUGACUCCAUCCCCAGGAAGUUCCUGAAGCUGAGGUCCCUGCUCCGGCAGCAGACCUACCUGGAAUGGCCGCAGGAGGAACGCAAGCGGCAGGUCUUCUGGGCCAGCCUGAGGACCAUGCUGCGUACGGCCGACAAGAGCAUGGUCCUCAAGGAAGAAGCGGGAGACAUCGCUGAAACUUGCCCUCUGUUGGCGCACAUGGCCCCAACAGGAUACUCCUUGCACCCUAAGUGACACCAUACAUUUUUUAAUUUUACUUGGUGCUAUUGAUGGGAGACUGAUGCUUUAUAAGCUGCACUAUAGGAAGGAGCUGCAGUGCAUUGACUUGUGGGUCGGUCAAGUUUGGCAACAGAAGGUGGGGGAUGGGGUACUAGAAUUUAAAUAUGUGCCAGAAUAAUAAAUAAAUGUUAUUUGGAAUAUUAUCACAUUUUUUGCAGUUGUCCUCCAAAGAGGAAGUGGUGAGGUGAAAAACAUAAAAGAAGAGGAGAAAAAGAAGGCUUUUCAAACAGGCCACAUGAAUGUUUCUGCAUUGUGUACAAACAAACACUGUUGUAAAGCCA